Corticium candelabrum is the source of this 1239-nucleotide messenger RNA. Its product is annotated as protein mono-ADP-ribosyltransferase PARP9-like. Gene Ontology annotation, cellular component: cytoplasm; nucleus. Gene Ontology annotation, molecular function: transcription corepressor activity; NAD+ poly-ADP-ribosyltransferase activity; NAD+-protein mono-ADP-ribosyltransferase activity. The record is from RefSeq and is a predicted model, not a curated record. Gene Ontology annotation, biological process: negative regulation of gene expression; protein poly-ADP-ribosylation. The coding region runs from base 139 to 1239 and encodes 366 amino acids. The transcript has 5 exons. NCBI's taxonomy places the organism in Eukaryota, Metazoa, Porifera, Homoscleromorpha, Homosclerophorida, Plakinidae.
AAUUGUGACGUUCCACGUGCGGUUGAGUUACUUAGGCUAGAAUGUCAGAUUGUUUCUCGAGCCUCAGUCAAGGAAACUAAGAUCCCUUUGACAGGUUCUACCAACGUAGCUGCACUAAAACAAAAAAAUUGGGAAGAGAUGCGAGUGAAAGCGACAUUUACCGACCACCAGUGCACCGUCUACGGUCUAGAAGAAGACGUUCAAGCAGCUGAGAAGAUAAUACACAGUCUACUGCGUCAAAUGCCUUCUUUGAAGGUAAGUGCAGGAGUUGAAUCUUACUUUACUCUCCAGAGUGGACAAACGGUCAUCGUAAAGAAAGGAAACAUUGUUCAUGAAAACGUCUAUGUUAUUGUAAACGCUGCAAAUUCGAGUUUAGAACACGCUGGAGGCGUCGCUGGUGCAAUCUGUAGAGCGGCAGGAGGACGGUCAUUUCAAGAAGAAUGUACACGUGCAUUUCGCAAGAACGGACCGAUUAGAGAUGGUCAAGCAGUUUGCACAAAGGCAGGUAAACUGCCCUAUAAAGCGAUUGUCCAUGCCGUAGCACCGUGUUGGUCUCAAUCUAGAACGGAACACAUGUACAUUUUCUCACUUCUAAAGGAAGCAUGUUUUAGCAGUUUGCGUUUGACUGAGGAAGCGAAAGGAACCUCUGUAGGUAUACCAGGUCUCGGUUCUGGUAUAUUUGGUAUUCCAAAAGAUAUCUGUGCUCGGGCACUUCUUGAUGGAACGGAAGAGUUCUUUCAGAUGUAUCCAGCUUCCGUCGUAAGUCGAGUUUUUAUUGAUUUUUAUGACGCAUCUGUGGCUGCGUUCAUGAAAGAAGCGCAAAACCGGUACGGAGACACGUCAGCAAGCGAUAUCACUCAAACCAAGCAUGACGCCAAGGGUUCAAAAGACUCGAGCAAACCGAGCACUGAUAAAGAUCAAGAUGCUAAACGUGAACAAUGCUCUAUCUGCUUUAAUCGAGACCUAAAAGUAAAGGCUACCUGUCCUAUUUGCUCUCGGCCGUUCGGAAAAGUGGAAGGAAAUCAGCCGAAGGGUGGCAGGAUGAAUUCGACUGUUACAAAAACCUCAUUACCAGGUUAUGAGGGACAUGAGCCUCCUAAUCCCGGUCAAAGAUUCUACGGCACUUUGCAGCGAGCAUAUCUUCCUUACAACCGAGAGGGCAAAGAUCUUCUUGGUCUUCUUAGAAAAGCGUUUGAUGCACGUUUAGUUUUUACGUAUGGCUUCCAGGAGAUUGCUUAG